AUGCCGCGAACAGUCCCUGGUUUGUCCGUCAGGGUUCCGGUGGGGAUUCAGGGCUCGGCGUUCAAUGUCACACAGAGCGGGACGUUCUCGCAGGGCGACAUCACGAUCGGGCGGAACGGCCUGACGGUCGACGGCGACGUGCGGCCGCCCUCGCGCGACGCCCAGGGCGCGGCGCCGCUCUUUUCUGCGUCGCUCCCCGUCCCGCUGCACGCCGCGGACUGCGCGACGCCCGUCGUCGGGCCCGAGGGCACCCCGGCGGGGGGCUCGCGGUGCACGACCGCGGACAACAACGCGCGCUUCCUGUGCUCGCGCGGGUCGCUCGGGAGCGCGGCGAACGCGUUCACCAUUGCCGUCGACGAGCUGGUCACGCUGCGUCGCAUCGGGAAGGGGUGCUCGGGCGUGGUGCACCUGUGUAUGCACCGGCCGUCCGGGGACGUGCUCGUGCGGAAGGACAUUCCGUUCAACGUCGCGGACGAGGCGCAGCGGAAGCAGCUGUGCACGGAGCUGCGCACGACGUGGCAGGCCAACUCGCCGUGCUGCGUGCACUGCUUCGAGGCGUUCUUCCACGAGAGCACCGUCACGAUCAUCAUGGAGUACAUGAACGGCGGCUCCAUCGACCGCCUCUUCCGGCAGCACCCCGACGGCCUCCCGGAGCCCAUGCUGGCCGCCAUUGCCUGCCAGGUGCUCGAGGGGCUGCAGCACCUGCACUGCGAGCGCCGCGUGAUCCACCGCGACAUCAAGCCCUCAAACCUCCUCGUGAACACCGCCGGCGAGGUCAAGAUCGCCGACUUCGGCGUGUCGGGCGAGCUGGACGCCAACGCCUCGCGCAUGGAGAGCUUCGUCGGAACGCUGCACUACCUGUCGCCGGAGCGCAUCGAGUCGUCCAAGUACUCGUUCAACGCGGACGUGUGGUCGCUCGGCGUGCUGCUCCUCGAGGGCGCGCUCGGACGCUUCCCGUACCUGCCCGACGACGCCGCGCCUGCCGCGCCCAACGUGCCCGGCGCGAGCAAGGGCGGCGUGCCGCAGGGCAACGUCCUCGGGUACUGGGACCUCCUCCACGCCAUCGUCGAGCAGCCUGCGCCCCGACCGGACCGCUCGCGCUUCACGCAGCAGUUUUGCGACUUUGUGGAGGCCUGCCUGACCAAGGACGCCGCCGCGCGCCCCUCCGCCGAGGACCUCCUCCGGCAUCCCUGGCUCGAGCAGACCGCGCGCGGCGGCGACGCCACCGAGGCCCUGCGCGGCCACGUCCAGCGCAUCCCCGUGGAGCUCUCGCCCGAGCUGGCCAAGCUCGGCACCGAACAGGUCGCGCUGCUCGCGGCGCAGCUGCGGGACCUCGCGAGCCCCGGCAGCGCGCGCGACGCGUGA
Messenger RNA from Pedinophyceae sp. YPF-701, 1365 nucleotides. NCBI's taxonomy places the organism in Eukaryota, Viridiplantae, Chlorophyta, Pedinophyceae. The record is from the annotation of a GenBank genome assembly.